Aplosporella prunicola CBS 121167 is the source of this 1373-nucleotide messenger RNA. RefSeq lists its product as uncharacterized. The record is from RefSeq and is a predicted model, not a curated record. Gene Ontology annotation, molecular function: calcium ion binding; cytoskeletal motor regulator activity; myosin heavy chain binding. The transcript is spliced from 2 exons. Gene Ontology annotation, cellular component: myosin II complex; cytoplasm. Gene Ontology annotation, biological process: actomyosin structure organization; mitotic cytokinesis. Bases 211 to 1194 code for a protein of 327 amino acids. Lineage: Eukaryota; Fungi; Ascomycota; Dothideomycetes; Botryosphaeriales; Aplosporellaceae.
GAGAGAGACAUAGCUAACCCCCUCUACCCCAAAAUCGUUGUCCCGGCUACGUUUGGAGCCGUGUGUCACGGUCAAGAUAAUUCGACCGCGUCUCGGUUGCUCGUCACAACCGACCAGCGUCAUUGCCAGCGCGCCAGCUGCCAACUCCCGCCGCCUACAUUUAUUCCCUACCUACCCCCUACGGGAAUUUCGCAACAACCGCGCCAAAAAAUGUCGUCUCCAUUGAAGCCGUCGCAGCUUUCCCUGAACUCGCGAGCCUCGCCCUUUCGCCGUCCAGGCUCGCCUUUGCCGCCUCGCUCACCGUCGGCUCUCCGUCCUUCUUCGUCGCAUAACUCGCCCUUCAGAUCAGGCGAAGAUGGCCGGCCCACGACGCCCUCGCGCCUCUCCCCUACCAAAGACAACCCGUUCCGCCGCUCUGCCGCCAACGACCGACCAACCACCCCCAAUGGGCGCCCCGUAACCCCCAGCGAGCAACCUUCUCUCGCCAGCCCAGUCACCAGCCCCCUACUUCAGCGCAAAACAGCAAGCCCGGGCCCAGCCACUUCACCGCCACCUGCGCCCGCUGCCACCGAAGCGCCCGUCUUAGCGCCCCCUCGCGAUCCGAAAUAUACUCGUCGCCCUCCGCUCGCGAAGAGACAAUCAACAUGGCGCGGCAACGGCCCGGACCCGCUGGCACACAUUCCACCGGCGCUGCUACACAGCAUGCGCGAGUCCUUCAGCGUGCUGGACUGCGAGAACACGGGAGUCGUCACCGCUGCCGACGUACAGGAGGCGCUGUCCGAGGUUGGCAUGGACAAUGGACCUGCGUCGGUAGAGCCUUUCUUCCCGGCCGGUGCGCCGAGCUCGUUGAACCUCGCAUCCUAUCUCACCAUGAUGGCGUCAUUACUCCAGCCGUUGAGCCGCGAGCGCGAAAUACUGGCCGCGUUUGAAGCAUUUGAUGACCAGGAUGACGGCCAGAUCGAUGUCUCUGAGCUGACAGAGGCUCUGCUCAACACGACACCUGAAGCAGGACAGCAGCGUUUGACGGAGAAGGAGAUUGAGAGGAUUGUGGAGGGUUUCCGGGGGCGCAGGGCGCUAGGGAAGAAAGGAAAGGGCGGGCUGGGGCGCGGAGAUGUUUUCCGCUACAAGGAGUUUGUCGGCAGUGUGUGCGGCGGCGGCUCUGCCAAGGAGGGCGGGGCAGAGGCUGCGGCAUAGAUUUGAUGGGUUAUCUCUUGGCCGGAGUUUGAGGAUAGCGCUGGGUUUGGCAUCAGACAUUGUGGGUUUUGGCGAAGUAGCCUGCCUUUUUAGGCACUAGAUGGGUAAUGCGGUAUGGAUAAUGUGAGACGAUGUUACUGUGCUCUUCAGAUAUAUGUUAAGCGUCUGCUCGUUCGGUG